CAUUCUCUGACACAACACGGAAGCGAAUAUGAUGGCAAGUUUCUGACCGUUGGGAAAGCCUUAGAGGCUCCAUAAGGGCAAUGUCUAUGCGGCAAACAUGUUAAUAACGCUAUGUUAUGUCUACCUCUGGGUGCGCUUUCAGAAAUGCUACACGGGGGUCAUUCGGAGUGUUUUGUUUAGACUGCACGCAAACCGGAGCAGCUUCGCCUUCUGCGCGCAGACAUUCAGCAGCCUGCAGAGUCCCACCUCAGCCGAGGACACAGUCUUCCUUCAGCUGGGCAACAAGGUUAUUUACAUCACCGAGCCUCAAGCAUGUGAUGACCUGAGCAAGUGGACUUUGUUGCUCAGCUCUUCUUUGGUUACUGCUCCAAAACUAGAGAACAUCGCUUUUAUUAUAGAAGCUACAACAAAACAGACAGCUGUACACUCUCGUCCAUCAUCAAACAAGAAAGCACUGAAUUGGUCAGACUAUUGCCUUCCUCUGGCCUGCAGACCAGGGCAGCCAUACCGGGCAGUGGCUGAGGCGAGCCUGGACAACUUCAGCACUCUUGGAGUGGCUUUCCUGGAAGACCGACUGCAAAUGGGAAAUGGCCUCAUUCCUGAAAAAAUAGUUUCGGUGUUGCUAAGGGAAUCUGCGCUGAAGGAACUCUUUGAGAAGCAGCAAUCAGGCUUGGAGAAAAAGCCUGACCCGGUUCUAAGCAGCUUUCCAAAGGACACUGUUUUGUCUUCGGCUUCUCCGUGUGAGCAGUGGGCCGAAGAUAUUCCGCAAGACCUCGGGAAGAACACAUGUGGACCAUUGAGUGACCAGAAGGUGGAACCAGAGCACAAAACUGACCAUCAUCACAUGGAUGGCCACCACCUGCACCUCUCCAGCUGCCAAGAGUGCCUGGAGCUGGAGAACAGCACCAUCCAAUCAGUGAAAUAUGCCUCAGUCGAGAACAUCCCAGACCUGCCUGAUGAUUACACAGACACUGAUGUAGAGGAGGAAGCCGAUGAGAGUUUCUCGGCCUGGAGAAGGUUUGACAAUACAAACAGCAAACCGCCCAAUGUGCUUGUGUACACAGGCGGCUGUGAGGAGCACUACAGACACGUGCACUCACUUCUGGCUGAAUGCAUUGACACUGAUCGCUAUGCUAUCUACCCCCUGCGGCCACAGCAGGCACUUGAAGAGCCGUGGCUAGAAAACACACUGCUCCUGGUGCUGGCCACAGAAGAAACACUCACGCCUGGGCUGCAGCUGCGCUUUCUGACAUACCUAGGCCAGGGUGGUAAAGUCCUGGGUCUGUCCUGUUCGUUGUGCCCAGCCGGGCUCAGGCUACAUUCCCGGGAGGAGCAACGAGGCCAAAUCUGCAGCCUGAACUUCACUAAAUCUGAUAGCACAGAGGUACAUCUAAGCGUGUUAACCAGUGGGAAUGUUUAUAUACGUGAACCGCAUGAUGCUAGCAGCGGAGAGGUGGAGUUGUGGGGAGAGCUGAGUGCCAAGGGCGAAGAGGAGAAAGACAUGGUUAUUGUCAGAGUCACUCACGGCGAGGAUGGUGGAGAAGCUGUAUUGUGUCAGGUGCAUUUGGAGUCCGCUCCAGACUCUGAACAGGUGCAGGUCAGUGCAGGCUUCUCAGAGCUGAAGAUGAGUAAUGCAAAACGCUAUGAGGUCCUGACAGAAAUCCUCACCUCUCUAGGCCUUAGCUGUGAACUGAACCAGGUGCCUCAACCAAGCCCCAUUUACCUGCUUUCCACUCAGUCGAAGCUGAAGAAUGCAUUUGUGCGCUGGCUGAGAGAGCAUGUGGAUGGUAAGGACACUGUACGCUCUCAGAAGACCAGCCUAAGGGUGAUAUGGGGCCAAGAGGUGCUGAGCGAGUUAGGCGACGGAGAGCUAGCACUGCACACUGAGGCCCCAGAAUUUCUCUCUGAGCAUUUCAGCAUGGAGGCAUACAGGCAGCACCUGCACAGCCAGCGGCUGGGACACACACUGCUCUACGCAGAUGUCACUCCUUCCACCAUGGACCUGCUAGAGGGAUUGAUGUUGCAGUUACCAGAGGAUAUGGGGUUAAUUGCUGUGGCAGCACGUCAGACUAAGGGCAAAGGGCGAGGGGGGAACGCGUGGUUGAGCCCAGUGGGUUGCGCCAUGUUCACGCUGCACUUGCAAGUAGCGGUGAGCUCCCGACUUGGCCAGAGAAUCCCCUUCCUGCAGCACCUGGCUGCUCUUGCUAUGGUGGAGGCUGUGCGCACACUGCCUGGAUAUGAGGACAUUGACCUGAGGGUGAAGUGGCCCAAUGAUAUUUACUAUGGUAACCUGAUGAAGCUCGGGGGAGUGCUGGUCACAUCAACUGUUAUGGGAUCCACUUUUCACCUCCUCAUUGGUUGUGGGUUUAAUGUGAGCAACAGUAACCCCACCAUCUGCGUUAAUGACCUGGUGGUUCAGCAUAAUCGUGAGCAAGGGAGCAAGCUGAGUCCUCUAAGCCCAGGACAGCUCAUCGGCCGCUCUGUCACUCUGCUAGAGCAGCUCAUUUCUGACUUUCAGCUGCAUGGCCCUGAGGCAGUCCUGCCCAUUUACUACAAAAGAUGGGUGCAUGGUGGUACAAAGGUGCGGUUAUGGAGUGAGGAUGGUCCUGAGGCUGAGGUGGUGGGACUGGAUGAUCACGGCUUCCUGCAGGUGAGCUCUCGAGACCAGGGUCUGGUGUCUGUUCAGCCUGAUGGAAACUCCUUCGACAUGCUGAGAAACCUGGUCGUCACCAAGCACAACUAGCUUCUACAUACGCACACAGUGGUUCAGCACUGCACCAUUCCAUGUAAGCGCUUAUUGCUGCAAGAAAGGAAUGUCUGCAGCAAUGUCAGAUUUCACUCGUAACUGAAUAUUGGGAGCAGUAACCUAUAAUUGUUCAUGUUCUUGUACUAAAAACUUGAUUUUAAAUGAAUUAGAGGUAUAAGGAAAGGUCUGAACAGACCUCAGAUUAGGAUUAUGGUGUUGAGUUUAACAUAAGGCAACAAUUAUAAUUAUUGCUAGGCAAAUCUUUAAUUUCAUACAUAAUUAAGUUGCAUUUAAGAAAACACUAGUACUAAUUCACUUAGAUGAGAACACGUCUGGUUAAGUUUUAUCAGUUUAUUGGACCUUCCGAGUGUGUUGAUUUGAGAGUCUUCUGUUUAUCAUAAAAAUGCGGCUUUCUAAAUACACAUUUUGCAGGUCUUUUAUUUCCAGCACGCUACAACACGUGGUGAUCAGAUUGUGCAUGUUUGCUUUGAAAAAUUCCAUAACUAAUUGCAAAACAUCAGGAACUAUUAGUAAAGAUGGCAGUGCACACUCAUACAACAUGACCUUAAAUGUCAUAUCUGUCCCUUUUCAAAACUUUUUGUCUGUAUUUGUGAUUGCAGUAAUGAAAAUCUUAUGAGUUCUUUAUGGGUAUUUAAAAAAAAAAUUGGUUACAGUGGUUUAUUUUUAAGCCUUUAUAUGUGAAACUGAAGCACUUAUGAGAAUAUUUAAUUACUUGUGACUUGUUUUUUGUGACGAUAUAUAAAAAAAUAAGAGUGCUUAAUAUUUUGUGAUCAACAGUUUGUAUACAGAUGUGAUUUUCCAUUUAAUAAGUCUGAGAGGUCAUUCCAGUGUUUUAUAGUAUUACUCAUCCCAAAUAAAAAGAAUGUAUUGACUGAA
Molecule: messenger RNA, 3643 nt
Organism: Pangasianodon hypophthalmus (striped catfish)
Lineage: Eukaryota; Metazoa; Chordata; Actinopteri; Siluriformes; Pangasiidae
Gene: hlcs
Product: holocarboxylase synthetase (biotin-(proprionyl-CoA-carboxylase (ATP-hydrolysing)) ligase)
Exons: 11
Coding region: 98-2743 (881 amino acids)
Biological process (GO): protein modification process
Cellular component (GO): cytoplasm
Molecular function (GO): biotin--[biotin carboxyl-carrier protein] ligase activity
Source: RefSeq, a predicted model, not a curated record